Coffea eugenioides is the source of this 3547-nucleotide messenger RNA. RefSeq names its product O-fucosyltransferase 35. Lineage: Eukaryota; Viridiplantae; Streptophyta; Magnoliopsida; Gentianales; Rubiaceae. The record is from RefSeq and is a predicted model, not a curated record. Gene Ontology annotation, cellular component: cytoplasm; Golgi apparatus; chloroplast.
UUUUUUUUCCCUUGCCGCGUUCGACUCCAUGCUCUCCUUUUUUCUUCGUCCUGUGACUUGCCCACUCCAUUACUACUAACUAAUCGAUCUCAUAAACUUUUUUCUGAUCCCAUCGACGAUCCUACUGAAACCGAAUCACUACAUUAUCUUCGGAAACGCUUCUGCAAGAAUCGUGGGCAAGAUAAACACUGUGCUAAUCCCUACUACAUGGGAUGGCUCAGCAUCACAACCACAGCCACCACCACCACCACUCAGCCGCCGCAGAUGGCGCAGUUUCUCAGCGAGUCAAUAGCCCUCGAUUCUCCGGUCCAAUGACUCGCAGAGCCACCUCUUUCAAACGUCAAAAUAACAACAAUAACAACAGGGACAAUGGUAGCAACCACAGCUCCCAAACCAAAGACAACAAUAGUAAUAGCUCUCACGAGAUUAAUGUUCAGCUGAACUCGCCCAGAUCUGAAAACUACUCGAAUGCGAACUCUGGAGAUGGGUUCGAUUCUUCGGUGGAAAAGAGGCAGACCCGUUUGGGGAAUUUGACUCAAAGAGUGCAUUCGAAGAGAAAGAUUGGAUCUUUUGGUAUGGACUUUGGGUUGGGAUUGGAGUUGAAGGGGAAGGUGAAGGUGGGGCAGUGGAUGUUUUUUCUGUUUUGCGGGCUUUGUUUGUUUCUGGGAAUUUUGAAAUUUUGUGUCAGUGGUUGGUUUGGAUCUGCAAUUGACAGAGUUGGGUCCAAUCAGGAUUUCUAUGACAAUCCAGACACUGCUUAUAAUGUGAGAGAUGAAGGGGCUCAUGACUAUGGAUAUCAAACAGGAGCUAAUGAAAAUGCAGGCAGAGAAAAUGAUAAUGACCGGACUCUAAAGACGGUACCUAGAAUGGCUGAUCAUUCAGGUAUAUGGGCCAAGCCAGAUAGUGAGAAUUAUAUUCAGUGCAUUGAUCAGUCAAAACACAAAAAGUUGGACGAAAAGACGAAUGGUUACCUUCUGAUAAACGCAAAUGGUGGCUUAAAUCAGAUGAGAUUUGGGAUCUGUGACAUGGUUGCUGUUGCUAAAGUCAUGAAGGCAACUCUUGUUCUUCCCUCCCUCGAUCACACUUCUUACUGGGCUGACGAGAGUGGCUUUAAAGAUCUAUUUGACUGGGAACACUUUAUUCAGACAUUGAAAGAUGAUAUUCACAUAGUUGAGGCACUACCACCUGAAUAUGCUGGAAUUGAACCGUUCAACAAAACACCCAUUUCCUGGUCUAAGGUCAGCUAUUACAAGUCAGAAGUUGCCCCACUUCUGAAGCAGCAUAAAGUGAUCUACUUUACUCAUACCGAUUCCCGGCUUGCCAACAAUGGUCUUCCAAACUCCAUACAAAAGCUAAGAUGCCGUGUGAAUUAUAGAGCUUUGAAGUACUCAACCCAAAUUGAAGAAUUAGGGAAAACUUUCGUGUCAAGAAUACGAUACAAUGGAAGUCCUUACCUUGCUCUCCACUUGAGAUAUGAGAAGGAUAUGCUGGCUUUCACAGGAUGCAGUCACAAUUUGACAGCAGAAGAAGAUGAGGAACUUCGUAAGAUGCGAUACGAGGUGAGCCAUUGGAAGGAAAAAGAGAUCGAUGCAGUAGAGAGAAGAAAGGUUGGUGGAUGCCCUUUGACACCCAGGGAGACGGCCCUUUUGCUUCAGGGGCUAGGAUAUCCAUCCAACACUAGGAUUUACUUGGUUGCUGGUGAAGCUUAUGGAAAUGGGAGUAUGCAAUAUCUCACGGAGAGCUUCCCAAAUAUCUUCUCCCAUUUGACUUUAUCAUCUGAGGAAGAACUAAAUCCUUUCAGAAAUCACCAGAAUAUGUUAGCUGGGUUGGACUAUGUAGUUGCUCUUGAGAGUGAUGUUUUUGUAUACACCUAUGAUGGUAAUAUGGCAAAAGCAGUACAAGGUCAUCGGCGCUUUGAGGAUUUCAAGAAAACUGUCAAUCCAGACAGGAUGAAAUUUGUAAAGUUAGUUGAUGAUCUUGAUGAAGGGGUAAUGUCCUGGAAAAAAUUCAGUUCUAAGGUAAAAAAACUUCACAAGGAUCGCAUUGGAGCCCCCUAUCCAAGGGAGCCUGGCGAAUUCCCAAAGCUAGAGGAGAGCUUUUAUGCAAAUCCGCUUCCUGGCUGUAUUUGUGAAAAAAACCACGAAAGAUAGAAGAGGUUCGACUCAACAGGUUUUGCUGAUUAGUUUCUGUAUUGAACACUUCAAAGGGCUGUUGCCAGAGACUGAUACAACGCUCCUUAAGGGUGAAUGGCUUAAAGAUUUGUUUGAAGUUCAUUUAGCCAACAUUUCAAGUGCAAACUGGAUCAGUGAUGACUUGCGCUCCUCAAGUUCAGCUAAAUUUGGCAGCUCAUCGCACAGUUCUGAAGCAUACUCUUCACCACACAAUACUUACACAUUACAUUAAUUACACAUCCUGCAGCGGAUGACUUUUGGUAAUUGAUAUGUAAGUUGCUGACUUCCAUGUACCAAGUGCAGACACUUGCAUGAAUUGGGAAAAUGGAAAACUCAUACAACUUAUUUUACUAUCGGUGCUGGAUGCAGAAUAUGCAAUUGAUUGAUACUACAACUGUUCCUGAAUUUCGUUCUUCGAGUAAAUUCCAUCUUCUUAACUUGUUAUGUUUGUAUCAAGCAAGAGAACUCGUUCAGGAACACUUAAAAUCUGCUGCUUGGAGCUCAUAAAAUUGUACUUGAAACAAUUUGUAGAACAAUUUUUCUUUGUUAUUAUCUUUUCUUAUUUUUUUUCCCUAAAAGGUAAAAGCAUGAGGAUAUUUUGGUCGUUCAGAAAAAUCUUUCUGCUCUCUCCAUCUGCCGUGAAUGAAAAGGGGUUGUUUAUAAUUUGGUCAUGCCUCGGGGGUUGAUUGGUAAUAAAAGAUAAACUUUAGAGGAGGUAAAUGCAGUCAACCGUAUCUUCAAAUUGCUAUUGGACUAAACUAAUCGCUUUGGCAAAUUUUAAGCCUGGUUUGCAAAAUUUAGGCAAGAAAAGAAGGAAGAUUGAGUACAAGUUGGGCAACAAAAGAAGAGAACCUGUUAGGUCCUCCUGUGCUACGUUUGGGUGUUUUGAGUACGAAAGGAAGAAGGAAGAUUACCAAUGUUAUAUUAUAUGUGACUUUUACAUACAAGUUCGUCCUUCUAUAUAAGUAUUUUAAUGUGUAUCUGAUGGGCAAAAGGGACAUUGCAAAUGGUCUUGGUUAAGGUAAAAAAAUGCUAAGGGUGCAAAAUCAGAAUAGUUGAGAACAUUAGGGGCGCAAAAGGAAAACAAGAAAGGCCUAGCAUGAAGAAGAGCACAGCGUGAAUAUACUUGCAUUAAAAUCAAAUGUACUCCUUCAAUCCCGAAUUCAUUUACGACAACAGCACAUUUCAUUUCAUUUCCAGAACAGGCAGAUUUCGGCAUGAGAGUUUCAGAUUGACAACAAGAGGAAAUACGAGAAAAGCCAUCAUUAGGACAGCUGAAAUACCAACGGAGACUGAACUGCGGAUAACUACUCCACUAACUCAUUCUCAUUAUUUAGAGACUUCAAUCCUGACCUUAAAACAAAAGUACUUGAACU